AUGCCGCACACUCUCUACGCAGAGAUGGCCCUAGAGGCCGGAGGCCCUGGUGCGUCCGCACCGCCUGCAGCGGCGGUAGUUCAGCCACUGGCUGGAGUUGAAGACGGGAGCACAGUCUCCUCCAUUAACUGGGAGAAGAGGUGCAUUCAACCCCCUGAGGAGGCGACCCUGGAGAGGGAUGUUUCCUCCUCCAACCUCUCACCCUGCGGCGUGCCCGGACCUUCCAGCCGGAUAGUUGGGGGUUCAGACUCCACGGAUGGUGAGUGGCCCUGGCAGAUCAGUCUGCAGUACCUGGGCUCCCAUAUAUGCGGGGGGUCCCUGUUAUCCCCGCAGUGGGUGCUGAGUGCCGCACAUUGCUUUGAACGGAGUAACAGUCCUCAGGACUACGGGGUUCACCUGGGAGUGUACCAGCUGCUGUCAUUGUCAUCCCCACAUGAGCUUCUGUCCGAUGUAGAAACAUUGAUAACUCAUCCCCAAUACACGUCUGUGGGGGGCCCAGGGGACAUCGCCCUGCUGAAGAUGACCAGCGCUGUCAGUUAUACCAAUUAUAUCAUGCCGGCCUGUCUGCCAACCUCCUCUGCCUCCUUCCCCUGUGGCAUGGAAUGCUGGGUCACCGGAUGGGGUGCCGCGUCUUCUGGAGUCAGCCUCCAGUAUCCAGGAACUCUGCAGAAGGUGAUGACGCCACUUAUUGACCACGUGACCUGUGAUCAGAUGUACCAUGUGGGAUCCACUGAAAGUACCAACACCGUUAUCAUUCAUGAUGAUAACAUCUGCUCUGGGUACCCCCAGGGGAAGAAAGAUUCCUGCCAGGGAGACUCCGGCGGGCCCCUGGUGUGUAAUAUUCAUAGUGUCUGGUACCAGGUUGGCAUUGUGAGCUGGGGUGAGGACUGCGCCCUACCGUAUCGCCCCGGGGUGUACACCUUGGUGACAGCUUACCAGUUAUGGAUGGAGGAAGAAGUGCCAGAGCUGGCGUUCGUCAAUUUGACAAACAUACCGGAGCCCAGCGGAGAGUGUGGAGGAGACAUUAUCACCACCCCACAGAGUACAGUGUAUCCCACGUCUGCAGUCUUCAACUUCACCACAGCAGCAGCCCAGGAGACCUGUGGCAUGCCGGUUAUCACCAGUCGGAUAGUUGGCGGCACGAACGCAGGAGAAGGAGCUUGGCCAUGGCAGAUCAGUCUGCGCUUCAGGGGCUCCCACAUCUGUGGUGGAUCUUUGAUCUCCAACCAAUGGGUGUUGUGCGCUGCUCAUUGCUUUGAAUGGUCUACCAACCCAUCAGACUACACAGUUGUUUUGGGCGCGUACCAGCUGCAGAUCACCAAUUCUCACCAGAUUACGUCCACCGUGCUGAGUAUCGCCGUGAACCCUCAGUACAGCAGUGCCGGGUCCCCCGGAGACAUCUCCCUUAUCAAACUCUCCAACCCCAUCGCUUUCAGCGAGUUCAUUCUGCCCGUAUGCGUGCCAACAGCAUCCAUGGACUUCCCGGCGGGCAUGAAAUGCUGGGUGACUGGAUGGGGUAAUACCGGGAGUGGAGUGUCGCUGCCGUACCCAGGAACCCUCCAGCAGGUGAUGGUGCCACUUAUCAGCAACAGCGAAUGUAACACCAUGUACCACAUUAAUACCGCCGUCAGUGCCGAUGAAGUCGUCAUCCCCAGUGACCAGAUCUGUGCCGGGUAUCAGGCUGGAAGCAAAGAUUCCUGCCAGGGAGACUCUGGUGGUCCUCUGGUCUGUAAUGUAGGUAAUUACUGGUAUCAAGUCGGUGUCGUCAGCUGGGGAGAUGAGUGCGCCCUACCCAACCGGCCCGGAGUGUACACCUACGUCCCUUACUAUUUUAACUGGAUCUACUCCUACGGAGCCACUCGCUUGUCCUCAACCGCAUCUGUUCUGACCGGGUCCCUUCUGCUGUUAUUAAGUUGCUUACUGUUGCACGGGUCACCACGACUGGAGGAUUAUAAAGUUUAUCUGGGUCUGAACCAGCUGGAUGUGAUCACAAAUCAAACAGUUGCUUCUGACAUAACAUCAAUCAUUCUCAACAGCAAAUAUACAAUCACAGGAUCAGUUGGGGACAUUGCUCUUCUAAAGCUGGCCAAUGCCGUCAAUUUCACCCAACACAUCAUGCCAAUCUGUCUGCCAUCUUCCUCUGUCACCUUUCCGUGUGGCAUGGACUGCUGGGCGACUGGUUGGGGUAAAACAUCCUAUAAUGGGUCACAGCCUGCUAAUGGGAUCCUUCAAAAGGUCAUGGUUCCUCUCAUCGACUACAAGACAUGUGACCAGAUGUAUCAUGUUCACAGUUCAGGAAAUGCCAUUAUUCAAGAUGAGAAGAUAUGUGCUGGAUAUAAAAAUGGACAGAAGGACUCCUGUGUGGGUGACUCUGGAGGCCCUCUGGUGUGUAAAGUCCAAGAUGUCUGGUACCAAAUUGGAGUCGUAAGCUGGGGAGUUGGUUGUGCCAACCAAAACCGCCCCGGUGUGUACACUCUUGUGACGGCCUAUCAAGACUGGAUCAGCCAUUAUCUGCAGGUGGGAGGAGGCGGAGGACUAAAAAGGAGGAGGCAGACCCAGAACAAGAGAGGGAGGUAG
Messenger RNA from Nanorana parkeri, 2577 nucleotides. RefSeq names its product transmembrane protease serine 9-like. NCBI's taxonomy places the organism in Eukaryota, Metazoa, Chordata, Amphibia, Anura, Dicroglossidae. The transcript has 14 exons. The record is from RefSeq and is a predicted model, not a curated record. Gene Ontology annotation, molecular function: serine-type endopeptidase activity. Gene Ontology annotation, biological process: proteolysis. The coding region runs from base 1 to 2577 and encodes 858 amino acids.